Molecule: messenger RNA, 1128 nt
Organism: Pollicipes pollicipes
Lineage: Eukaryota; Metazoa; Arthropoda; Thecostraca; Pollicipedomorpha; Pollicipedidae
Product: cytochrome P450 26C1-like
Exons: 6
Coding region: 34-750 (238 amino acids)
Molecular function (GO): monooxygenase activity; oxidoreductase activity, acting on paired donors, with incorporation or reduction of molecular oxygen; iron ion binding
Source: RefSeq, a predicted model, not a curated record
UACUCGUUGCCUGUGUCGGUGAGUGUACCACUGAUGACGUCAUCGUCCUACAAGCAAGCCCUGGAGGCCAAGGAGAAGCUUCUGGGGCUGGCAGAUCAGAUGCUGGAGGAUGAACCUCAAUCUAUGUUUAUCGAGUCGUUGAAGCUGGCGGUGGAAGACCAGGACACGCGGCGGAACCACCUGCUGCUCUGCUCGUCAGCGCUAGUCCCCAAGGCGCUGGCCUCGCUGCUCACCUCCGCCGUGGUCCUGUCGCCCCUCUGGAAGCAGCGCUACGUCAGCGCGGACGGCCACAUCAGCGAGGAGGACCUGGACUGUGUACUGCUGGAGGUGCAGCGGCUGCAGCCGCCGUUCCUGGGCGGCCGGCGCCUCGUCAGGCGCGACGCCCAGGUGGCAGGGUACCGGCUGAGCCGCGGCCAGGCUGUCGUCUACGGCACGGCGGCGGCACACCGAGACCCAGCCGUGUUCCCCGCGCCCGACACGUUUGACCCGGAACGUUGGAGGACCAGUAACAAGAAUGACAGAGACAAGCUGUUCUGCUUUGGCGGAGGACCGCGAAACUGCAUUGGGGAGAAGAUGUACCAGCACAUUCUGAAGGAGGCGUGCCGCGCGUUCGUGGCCGAGUUCGACUGGCAGCUGCCGGAUACGUGGCGGCCGACCUGGAAGCACAUGCCGGUGUGCCGUCCCACCAACCUGCCGGAGCUGCGCCUGGCGCGCCGGGCCGGCGGCGAGCUCUGGCAGGACGCCAGCUGACCAGCCGGCACACGCAGGCACCAUGACGGAGGCCGGCCCACGGCGUCCCGUGACGGCCCGGCCCCGUGACGGCCGCAGCACGUCAGCCGAUGCACCACGCCGACAGCCUGGUGGUGUCGGGCGAUGUUGAGCGUCGGUCACAGAAACAACGAAACGUCGGAGGACGCCCGCAGCAAACGCGGCAUGCCGGAGUACACCCGCAGCAAACUCGUUACGUCGGAGGACGCCCGCAGCGAGCUCGGUACGUCGGAGGACGCCCGCAGCGAGCUCGGUACGUCAGAUGACGCCCGCAGAAAGCACGGUACGUCGGAGGACGCCCGCAGCAAGCUCGGUACGUCGUACAACACUUCGCACCAGUAGCAUUGUGAUCAGCCUUGG